Lathyrus oleraceus (garden pea) is the source of this 935-nucleotide messenger RNA. RefSeq names its product ethylene-responsive transcription factor ERF115. Gene Ontology annotation, biological process: ethylene-activated signaling pathway; regulation of DNA-templated transcription. NCBI's taxonomy places the organism in Eukaryota, Viridiplantae, Streptophyta, Magnoliopsida, Fabales, Fabaceae. Bases 214 to 714 code for a protein of 166 amino acids. Gene Ontology annotation, molecular function: DNA-binding transcription factor activity; DNA binding. The record is from RefSeq and is a predicted model, not a curated record. The transcript has 2 exons.
AACAUCAUAAUAUUUUCAUGCCAAAAACAUAGGGGAGAAAAACUAAGUGUAAAAGUGGAUCCAAGAAGGCAUGGAAAGCUGCCACUAUCUUCACAAACAUCAGAGACUAAAGAGAAGCAAGAGUAUGCAUUAGGAGAUAAUACUAAUGAGUUUGAUGAUGCAUUUAACUUUGCAUCUAAUUCUAAUUGGUAUUCAAACACUGAUUUGUCUACUAUGGUUUCUGGUCUCUCUCAAGUCAUUGGAACUUCUAAUAAUAAUAUUAAUCCACACAUGGCACAACCAACUUCAAGUACUAUUCUCAAUAAAGAAUCUCAACCUCUUGUAGAUCAAGAAGCAAAAAAGAAACCUCACUAUAGAGGAGUGAGACAAAGACCAUGGGGAAAAUGGGCAGCAGAAAUUCGUGAUCCAAUAAAAGCAGCUAGGGUUUGGCUAGGAACAUUUGAUACAGCUGAAGAUGCAGCUCUUGCUUAUGACAAAGCAGCACUUAAAUUCAAAGGAACAAAAGCUAAACUUAAUUUCCCCGAAAGAGUUGUUCAAUGCAACAACAACAAUAAUUCUAGUAGUGGUUCUGUUGUUGAUCAACAAGUUUUUCCGAAUCUGUUUCAGUAUGCUCAGAUUCUCUCUAGUGAUGCUGAGUUUCCUUAUUAUGCAUCUCAUCUUUUCAAUCAAGAUCAACAACAAGGAGAUGGUGUUCAUCAUCCACCUGGUCAGUAGAGUCUACGCCGUCGGCGGAUAUCGGUGGUUAUUCGAUCAAGAUCAAUGGUCUAUGUCAAUUUUGCUCUUGAAACUAGAGUUGUGGAUUUAUGUCUUGUAAAAGGGGUUAUUGAAUAUCCAAAAUAGUUUCAAAUUUGAACUUAUGAGUGUAUUGCAAUUUAGCUACAUUUUUCACGUUGUCAAACGUGCAUUAAAGGUAAGAUGGAACCAAUUUCUGUUUA